Pseudovirgaria hyperparasitica is the source of this 1768-nucleotide messenger RNA. Its product is annotated as kinase-like protein. The record is from RefSeq and is a predicted model, not a curated record. The transcript has 2 exons. The coding region runs from base 56 to 1696 and encodes 546 amino acids. Gene Ontology annotation, biological process: meiotic recombination checkpoint signaling; protein phosphorylation. Gene Ontology annotation, cellular component: nucleus; cytoplasm. Gene Ontology annotation, molecular function: protein serine/threonine kinase activity; ATP binding. NCBI's taxonomy places the organism in Eukaryota, Fungi, Ascomycota, Dothideomycetes, Acrospermales, Acrospermaceae.
CCAAGCUAUGUCCUCCAUUCUCAAUCUCCAUUAAUCUUAUCUCUAGACUUCCAUAAUGUCUGAGAACGACCUUUCGGUCUUUGCAAUUCUAACAGCCAAGGACACCAGGAAUAGGGCCAACACUGCACUUUCACUCGCCCAUAACGCAAGAUGGUUCCAACCCGCGACUGGGGGUGUGGCAAACCAAGCUACUAUUGAAAGCCGAGAGCCUACGCCGUCCCCUGAAGAUGACAGCAAAGAUGAUGGUACCCCUAUGCGCCUGGUUCUAACUUUCCCUAAGCUCAUGGAGCUUGAGGAUCUUAGAGAAGGAAUCCAGGUAGGAUCGCAAACUGCAACAUCGCACGUCCUACUAGGGCAUCGAGGCACACCGGGCAUCAGUAGCCGACAAUAUAGCAUCGUUGUCAAUGACAAAAUGCAAAUAUUCCUGAAUGACCGGUCCAAGCAUGGGACAGCAGUCGCCUACAAUGAUGUAAAUGCGGACCAGUAUCGGAAGCAUGAGACCUGGAUCCUGGCGUACGAACCUGGCGCGCGAGAUCCCUUUGGUCCCAUUACUAUUCAUACUGGAGGUGUAACCAUCGGUAUCGAGUUUCCAAAUCAUAAUGGCUCGGAUGAAAGAUACAUAGAGAGCCUACGUGCGCUCAUAAAGAGAACCAAGGGAAAUGCAGUACCAGGCAUUCAAGGGCUCGACAUAACAAGCCCCCCCGAGACAGAGCCACCCAGUAGAGCCCAAAUCGCCACUGGAAGCCUAAUUUACUUCAAGGACCAGGAAAUAGGGACAGGUACGUUCAGCAAGGUGUACACACUGAUCAGGGCUCGCGACGGCAAGGUUUUUGCUGGCAAGGUAGCCUUGCCGCCCACGAACGUGAGGAAGAGACGCCGCGGUGAGAUUGACCCUGAGUGGUUAAGACGGAUCCGAAAUGAGUACACAAUCAUUAAAGAUCACCCACAUCCCAACAUCGUCCAAGUGAUUGAGCUGCGUGAAAGGCCCGAAGUCAUGAUAGUCAUGCCCUACUUUCCAUGCGGAGAUAUGGCGCACGCUGGAAUCCUCGCUGAGUCAGAGCUUGUAACCGCUGUCGGCCAAAUCAUUGACUGCCUUGCGUUCUUGCAUAGCCACGACAUUGCGCACCGUGACAUCAAGCCGGAGAACGUGCUAUUCGAGGAAGAGCCAUACUUCAAGGUUGUGCUUACCGAUUUCGGCCUUUCUAAAGCCAUCACAGAGACAACUUUCCUCAAAACGUUUUGUGGGACGUACAAAUACUGCGCCCCUGAGUUAUUCCAGCCCGGGAACACGUAUAACACGUCUGCUGACGUCUGGUCCUUGGGCGUUAUGGCUCUUGAGUGGCUGUAUGAUCUCCCACAAGCACCACCGCUUCCCAAAGCCCGCAAUCUACCUGAGAAAUGGCGUACUUGGAAUGCAACCUGGGUGGACAGCCUUGUCACCUGGCUGGUCGACCAGGGGUCGGGGACGAGCCUCGAAAUGCUACAGGGCAUGUUGAACGUGAACCCAGAACCUCGGUAUACAGCAAAGGCUUGCCUUAAGAUGGGCAUGGAGAAAGACUUAUUCCAACGGCGCUUGGACGACGGGCUAGUAUGUGCUGUGGACAGCGCGCCGAACACACCAGGACACGAAGCAGAGGGACACGAAGCAAAGGGACAGGAGAAAAGCGACACGAAGAAAAGGGGGACAAACAGUUAAAGUAUUAUAGCAAUUCAACUAGAUAAUGACAUAGUGUAAAGCAAUCACCUAAAGGUCCUGGCGAAAGACGCC